AAUUCAUCAUCUUUAAUAUAAUAUACGGAUAAUAAUCGUUCUUAUUUCUCGCAACUUUUUAUUACCUCCAUACAUAUUUUCUACAGUCGCAAUAAUAAAUUAUGCCAGUUUCCUCUAAACUAGCUUCGUUAAUUACAUAAAUAAAUAUUACAAUGACAAUAUUGAUAUAAACAGGAUCAUAAUGAUAAAUCAAACGAUCAAUAACGAGUCUUCAACUUUAAACUUUGCGAGAGCAUUAUAAUUCAGAACUAAUUAGUGGAAAAUCGAUUUCUUUCUAAACGAAAUUCUAUGUCCUAUUUUUAGAAGCUUUAAUUGAUCCAUCUUACUUUUGCAAUUCAUCAUCCCUUUAAAUUCACAUAUAAAACUUCCCCCUCGCGAAUUCAAAAUCUGGUUGGAAUCUGCCGAAGUCAUAUUCGUCCGAUACUACCACUCCAUGAUCAAUCUUACAUGUUUACGCUGUCGCUGUUUGCUUUGUUUUGAAGAAAAUUCCCCGUCCUUGCUAGCUUCAACCCGGAAUAGUAGUAUUUGCGCUCAAAGAAAGGCAGACCUAGUGCAGAUAUCGUGGAGAAUAUGGCAGCUGUACCGGAGACAGAUCACUACCAAAUUCGGACAAUCGAUCUGCAUGUACCUGACCCCACCACAAUUACCAAUGUUCUGACACACGCAUUGAGCAUGAAUUUCAGUGAAGUGGCGGUCGAGUGCAUAGACUGUCCUGAUCUGCGACAGUAUCGCCUCGUCGCACCAGGUCUAUGCGGCAACCCUGCGAUCCUCGAAAUCGGCAGCUUGUCGUACUUAUUCCCACAGGCACGGUUGGACAAAAAAUACUACUUUAAAAACAUUUUACGUCAACUGAAUCUCACGAGCCAAGAUAAUUUCAUUAUCGGCGCGGGCAAUCAUUCAUAUCCACCCAAUUAUGAUCACAGCGAACUCUACGCGAAUUUCAUGCUCUCGCGAGCGAGCCCUACUGAUGGAUCAAUGGGAGUCCAGAAUGCCAGUAACGCUUUAUGGUUUGGAGGAAAGGAAUUUGAGGAAUUGAAGUGGCGAUAUGUAUGUGAGACCAAUCCAAUGUGCGCAAUACAAGGCAAUUUUUUCGUAAGUCAAGGAGAACCUGGUAAUAUCUUCAGGAUAAACGCAGUUAAUCGCACCGGACCGUUGGAUUUUGUAUCGUCGAUACAGAUGUCCCUCAAACGCAUGCGACAGAAGACGGAUCCUCAUCUAAUCGGUCUUGGUGGAAUAUUCACGACUUCAGACGAUAACGCAAUAUUGCACCAUGGUAUCCCCGGAAAACGUAACGCGACAGAGUUUUAUACGAUGAAUCAGGUUCAACAAUGGCUAAAGUACAAAACCAUAACUGAACCCAUUAUUGCCGUCGGUACUAUAAUGAGUGAGGGCGGUUAUUACAAUAACAUUUGCCCGUAUUAUACAGAGAAUCUAUACACUACAAAGUCGCAUUUCCAUUCGAAGACGUCUACCGUCACUUGCGGCCAUUACUAUACUGAUAACAGCAGGAUUACACAUUAUACAGGGUACUUCUCGUUUGCGAAGAAACUCUAUUGCGUGGAUCCUCCAGAACAGAAAGAUAUACAGACUUACAUACAGGAAUUUCAGACCCCUUGUAUCCAUUGAUACUAUAAUGAAAUAUUAGUGAUAUUAAUAUUUAAUUUCGUUACACUUUGUAUAUACAUAUAGUAUAGUGGAAGAAAAAAGAGAGGAGGGAGAGGCAUAUUUUUCAUUAUAAUUUUAUUACAUAUUCUCAAAAAGUUUUUUCAUGUGAUUCAAAUAAAGAUACUUAUCUAAAGCAA
Molecule: messenger RNA, 1802 nt
Organism: Ooceraea biroi (clonal raider ant)
Lineage: Eukaryota; Metazoa; Arthropoda; Insecta; Hymenoptera; Formicidae
Product: ester hydrolase C11orf54
Cellular component (GO): nucleus
Molecular function (GO): hydrolase activity, acting on ester bonds; zinc ion binding
Source: RefSeq, a predicted model, not a curated record